UCCUCAUCUGCGCUCCGUACAGCAUCAGCACCAGGCGCUGCGUGAGAAAGCAACCCAGUCGCAUCCCCGCCGAGCGCAACGCCGCGUGCGGUUCAUUCAAUCUGGACCGUCAGAUGGUCGGGCUGGCCGGAGCGCAAGAUGUGCUGUUUCUUUGUCCCCCUCUGUAACCCGGACUGUGCAAGUUAACGCUGGAAGGGACCAUUAGUAGUUCAGAGACCCGUGAACCACCGAUGCCCAUCGCCCGAGAAGACACAUUUCAGCUUCACUGACUUGGAUUAUUGUCCUCGUAUCACCAUUCAGGCGGAUUUAGCAACGGAGAAGUAAACGACAGCGCGCGGAAGAAGUGCGCCGCGCCGUAAAGCGAGAGCGAAAAAACAUUGUUUGUAACGUGUUAAUUCAGAUUGUUUAUUUUGAGGGAGGAGCGAGCAUAAACAACACUGAGUCGCUUUGUUUCCCAGACACGGACCCCGCGGAAGAUCAAAUCGACAUGUCUUGCGUUGCUGGAUUUGGAGAUACACAAAAGCGCGUACCGUUAUUUUUUUAGUCCAUUCGCACGCUGCUUUCUUCUAACUCUGUAACUUAAAAAAGUGUUUUCAUAUCUUGGUUUUAUCUGCUCGACUUGGCAUCGUGAAUGGUACUUUCCUGACAAACGCAUUGCACUCGGAUGUUGGUUUAUUUCGCGUUUGGUGCGCUUUUACGCGAAGGGCGUAUUUGAAUCGCGUCUGUCUCUUCUGGAGUGAAGAAAGACCCUUUUAAACCAUCGUGCCCUUAUUGCCCGGGUAUCUGGGCAUCGUUUUUGUGGAGUUACAGCGACCCACGUGGAACCACGGACACUAAGGAGGGCAAGAUGGGCUGUUGCAGUGGUAGAUGUACGCUGGCCUUUAUAUGUGGCAUGCAGUUGAUCAGCAUCUUGUUACGACAAAUAUUUGAUUUCCUCGGAUACCAGUGGGCUCCAAUACUGACAAACUUCAUCCACAUCAUCACGGUGAUUCUCGGCCUCUUUGGGACUGUACAGUUCAGGCCACGAUAUGUGACCGGGUAUGCCGUGUGGUUGGUGCUGUGGAUGGCCUGGAACGUCUUUAUCAUCUGCUUCUAUCUGGAAGUGGGUGACCUUUUAAAGGACACAGACCUGAUUAUGACCUUUAACAUCUCCAUGCAUCGCUCCUGGUGGAUGGAGAACGGCCCAGGGUGCAGGGUGACCCCUGUGACCCCUCCUCCUUCUUGGGCACCGGAGGACCAUCGCUACAUCAGCAUCGCCGGCUGUCUGCUAGAGUACCAGUAUAUUGAGGUGGUUCAGAGCUCCUUACAGAUUAUCCUGGCUCUGGCUGGGUUCAUCUAUGCCUGUUACGUUGUGAAGCUCAUUUCAGAAGAGGAAGACAGCUUUGACUUUAUAGGAGGGUUCGAUUCAUACGGUUACCAAGGGCCACAGAAGACAUCGCAUUUGCAACUACAACCAAUGUACAUGUCAAAAUAAAAGGACGACUGCCUUAUCAACCCAUCAAACCGAAGAACUGAAGUUCGAACACUCUGUCUCUCUACGUAAAUGUCUUAACAUGAUAGUGUCUUACGAACUGUCGGAGGAACACUGAACCGACGUUUGACCUCAAAAACUAAAGCAACAAAGUGGAUUUUCUUUGUCUAUGCCCAGCCCUUCGUCUGUCUCAGCACCAGAGCCAGGAGGUGCGAGAGUGCCCCCCUGUGGCAAUGUCUUCUCAGCAGACUUAUUGCGACCGUGAACAAUGCAAAGUGGUGCUGAGCACAGGAGCAGAUUGUGUUGAUGUCUGUGUAUUGUGCCAGACAUCAAAGCACUGCGGAAAGCUUGGAAUCGUGCAAUGGACCCGGGUGGAUUCAAGCGAUAAGGAAACCAUCCGUACUCAAAGAAUGUUCAUUACACAGUUAUGAUAUUAGUUAUCUGAUGUACUUCUGCCAUCUUCAAAUGGUGACUGGAGUGAAUUGUUGUGGUUGUUUACAAAGGGUUAUUCCAGCAGCGGGAUGACCAUCACAUUUGGUUUUCUCCUUAAGAUAAUUAACUGCAACUCAAUUCGUUUUAAUUCUUCUGGAUCUAUGUGCGUUGAAAGUGCCAAGACGAGUUACAUAAAACGAGUAGCUGCUAAGAGAUUCUUAUUUUUUUGACAGUCAGAAAAAUAGCUAUGAUUUUAUCAGAUCAACGUCGACAUGGGAUCGCCCGUACGUGUUUGCAUGAGGUGUCAAAAAUCUGUUGCGUAUUUAAUAUCUUUCAGCUAGAAAUAGACCGACCUUGGAAGGCUUGACAGUUGCGACUGUCCUCGCUCCAUAAGGUUGUUUGUGAAUAUCGUGUUUUUAAGAUGGUGUUGAGUCCUGUUAACAAGAUAACGCAUAGAAUACAGUUGUAACUUCUUUCUAUUUUAAGCCUUUUUUUAACGUGUGCCACUGUUCACUAUUUUCUAGUAGACUAAUAAUUUAUUAAGCCGUGUAGGGGGGCUUUUUUGACAUAUGUGUACAUAUUGAGGGGGAAAGUCUUUGGAGGGGGUAGGGAUAGAGAUGCAUUAUUUCUAGUGAUGUGAGAAAGUUUGAUUUACUUUGGGUUGAGAUUUAGUUUUGUGUCGUGCAGAAGGUGAAAGUAUCUCACACAAAUUGAUGCCCAGCUUUCAGGCGAGAGUUUUAUGUUCACCCGUACAAACUGUUACUAAAUAUAUGAAAGCUCUUCAGGAAUUUCCACUCUCUGAUUUAGCUGUACUUUAUGGCUUCAUUUGUAACCUGCCUCCUAUAUGGAUAUCAUAAAGUUUCUUUGGUUACACUUUACAAUAAGGUGCUGUUUGUUGACAAUUAGUUAAUGCAUUAGCUAAAAUAAACUAACAAUGAACAAUACUAAUACAGUAUACAGGGUUUGCACAUACAUCACGGUUUGGUCAGUUAUCUGGAUGCGUGGCAAUAUUGGAGAUACUCGAAACUAAACAACAGCAUGGAUUGCAUGGUAAAUGUACAACAUAAGACGUUUUUCUACUAAUUUAUGAUGUCUAAACCAUUGAAAAAACACGUGGAAGCUAAAUAAUAUAGAGAAAGACUUGGUUAGCAGGAAAGGAAGGAAUAUUUUGACAAACUAAAGCUAACAGGUGGUUAGUAGGUGGUAAGUACUCCCGAUGUUUCUCCCGGUACAACAAACUAGUACAGCCCAAAACACGACAAUAAUUUCAGAAGUAAUACAUUUUCGAAACUUCAAGCUCCAUUCGGGAUUCAGUGGCACCCUUUAUAGGUUAUCAAAAUCAUGCAGCAGGUUGUUAACGCAGAAAUAAGUGCCGACACUUUGAUCACAAUGAAGGGUCUUAAUUAUUUUGUGAUAACAGUCGGCUGCGUGAACAUUAUCCUGCUUAUUACAAGGCAACUUGGCACAUGAGAAAAAACUGCACAUGAAAUGUGAAUUUGAUAUAUUUUAUUAGCAAUUUUUUACCCAAUGCAGACCUUUCAGGACGUUUACCUCCAUCAGUUCGAUUUUUGAAGGCAGCAAAGAUGUAUCCUUUGCUGGGUUCAAUGUCCCACAAUUCAAUGCGUGUGCUCAUGCGCAGAAUGUGAUUGGUCGAGCAGGGUCGAUUUCGAAAAAAUUUAAUUGCCGGCAAAUAAAUUGGCUAGAGCACAGUUUUUGUGUAAAAAAGUUAUAUUUUCUCUUUUCACAACGUUUAAAUGCAUUUCAAGCGAUUGAUAAGUAUUUUAGUUUUAAAUUAUUUGUUUAGUUAUAUUUUAUAUUUCAAACAGAAUUCCGUUACGCUGUCUCUGGAGGCUGUCCGAAUGUGUUUCUCAGAGCUGACUUCGUGCCUAAUCGCUGCCUCUGAAGGCAUUGCCUCAUGUGACAGCUUUCGGACGCAGCUUUAUUCAUACUACUCAUACUACAUAAGUACAUACUACUCCCACUCGUAGAACGUACUCUUCUUAUGGCUGAUAGUUAGGUACUUAUUCAAAUUCCGUUUUCGGAUGCAGCCUGUGUGUUAUUCAUUUUGAGAGGUUGUUAUCUGGGAAUAACGAACCUAGAAAUGUCGCGACUGGCCAAUGAGAACUGAGCAUUCCAAUGAGCUGUGUAAUAACAUUGGUUAAUGCACCAUAAAUUAACAUGAAUAACGGUUUUAACUAAUACUAACAAGGAUUAAUAAAAAUUGACUUACUAAAUUGUUCAUUGUUAGCUAAUGCAUAUACUAAUGUUAACUUUAGCAACUUAUUGUAACGUGUUACGUUUCUUCUUAUAACGCACUUUCAAUGGUCGAUUUCAAAUAUCGUAGCCCACGGAUGAAGCGUGAAAUGUCUUUAUUUUGGUCAAACUGCCUGAAAUGAUCAAAUAUGUAUUUCUGAAUUGUAUUUUAACUUCUCUCUUAAUCUCACAGUAAAAGAAACUGUGGGGUCGAAAUAUAUUUGCGAAUUGGAAUUCCCAGAGAGAAAGUGCCUGAAACAACAUCCUGUUAACAUUCCAGUAAAUGGCAAUCUGCUCUCAUUCAGAAUGGUUGUAUAUAAACAAGGGUCUAACCGGGCUGUGUUUAAAUCAAUCCCCGUGUGAGUUACACUGGCAAGGCUAAGUGGCUUUGAUAAUUAAUAAAGAUAUUUUAGCCGUAUCACUCUCCAGACCUGGCUGGCAAAUAAUUCCCUGUAGUGCUUUACAACAUUAUUUGUGAUUCUGAUUCAAUACGGAGUGAUUUGUUUGGGUAAUGGAACUAAACGAGAAUAAUAAAACAAUGAAAGAAAAUCUAUAUGGGUGAAUCUCACGAAACCUGUCGAGAACAUGAUCAUGUUAUAUCCAAAAAUUAAAGAAAAUUAAAUAUUGAGAAAUUAUAUUUUGUCUGAAUUUGCAAUGUUACAUUAUCCAUCAAAUAAUAACAAAAAAAAAUCAUUAAUGAGUGUCAUUGGAAUCAUAAACCUCAUCAACUACAAAAUGAAUUACAGUAAUGAGAAACUGGGGGAAAUGUGGUGCCAUGAAUAUAAUGUUAUGCAAAAUAAUGGUCCUUAUGUUUCAUUUGCUAAAUUUCUUUAUAUGCAAAAUAGAUUUUCUUCUAUUGUCUUCUUUUGAUUUGUGACCUGGACAUGUUUUUAUGAGGUUUACCCAUGGGUCAAUAACGUAUGAUGACCACUUAGCAUGUGGUGCGACCAAUAAAAUCAAUAACUGUAUUAAAUAAAAAUAUAAAAAAUAUAGAUUUUUUUGUGGCUGAGAUAUGAAUCUCUGAAACAGUAUGCUUAAGUGCGAUUUUUAAAACCUUUUUAUCAGUAUACGAUUUUCAGGAAAAUAUGGUUGGUAAUUUAUUUUAUUUAAAACGACAAAAUUAUAGAACAAAAAUAUGAGAUUAUUACUUACCAAACCUCAAAGAAAUGCAAAUCUAAACACUUUAAAUACUAAAGAUUUGUCAAAUAAACGGUUAAGCAUGUAAAGGAAAUGAAUUUAUUUUAAGACAAAUCACAGUCGCACCACAUGACAUUUUUUAAGGCUAUGGUCAAUAGAUGAAAAACACUAAAAUCACUUAAUUUAAUAUUUUAAACAGCAUUUAUUAAUACACUACAGACUUAGUGUAGUGUUUAAAUAACUGCAAUAUAUAUUAUUUGUUUGUAUUUUAAAAUGUGCAUGUCGAAAAUCCUUAUACUUCAUUGACCCCUAUAUCAUUGUAAAAAUUCUUUAUUUUGUUUGAAAACGCAGAACUCCUCAGAGAUGAGCAGAUUGCAGAAGGAGUGUUACAUUAGCCUGACUGCUGUACAAAUGACUUUAAAGACAUGUGUAAAUACAUCCUGAUUUAAACAUGGUGCUUAAUUAGACUUUAACAUAUUGAAUAAACUAAGCAAAACUGAAGCAAAAAAUGUUCUGGUUCUUAAUAUAUUCGCAAGACACAGUCUAAGCUUAUGUGAGAUUUACUCUGCAUUAAUACAUGUAAAACAGGCCCUGAAAGUCACACAGAUUGUAAGCCGUGGAAAAUGUCAAAUGUGACUAUCAUAAUUAUUGAGCUGACAAAAGCCAGGAUGAUGAUAAAUAUACUCAAAGUUCAGGAAGUCUUGCAUGAUGAUUCGGCCUGGGAGUAUGUGAUGUCACCGACAAUGCUCUAACCAAACCUGUAAAUAAAAAUGGAUUUACUAACCAGUUUAAAUUCUUGUGUUCAGUGUCGUCCUAACAGAGUCAUUCAUUUGAUUUCAUCUCAAGAUUUCAUUUGAUGACAUGUUGUGAGAGCACAUAUUCAUAAUUAAAGAGAUCACUUUGACAACCCGACUGAAAUAAAAUGCCAUAAAACAGCUUUCAGAGGUUGAAUUCCUGAGAUAGUUCACCCCAACAUUUUGUCAACAUUUUACUCACCUUCGUGUCAUUUAAACCUGUAUACGAUUCUUUCUUCUGUGGAACACAAAAGAAGAUAUUUUGAAAAAUGUCAAAGUGGUUUUGUGUCCAUACAAUGGAAGUCAAUAUAUCAAAAUAUCUUAUUGUGUUUUCUGCAGAAGAAAAAAACUCAUAUAGGUUUGGAAUGAUAGUAAGACUUUUCAUUUUUGGGUCGAGGAAUUGCUUUUAAAGUUUUCUGUUUCUGUAGAUUGACAGUAAUAAAACCAGACAGGUUAAAUGACUAUUUGUUCUGGUAAAAAAAACUUCACAUCUUUGGCAAUUUCCUGCUUUAUUAUGUCAUUUCCAAGUAUAAUAGUGUGUCAUAAUGCUUAGCAACAGACAUCGUCAAUGAAGAUUGUCUUUCAUGAGAAACUGCUGUCAGAUUUAUUCCCCAAGGACUGAAUUUUUUCAUACCGCUCCAGUGAUGUGGUUCCAGCAUCACAUGUUCUGCCUUUAUUCUUUCAUGCUGGAGGCUUGACAGGCAGUGUGUGUUUCUUUUACAGUGGUGUCCUGUCUACAGUUCACUGGUGGAAAACUAGUCAUUAAAGCUUGGUUAUACAGUUACCCGAGCUAUGGGAAAACCAUGGUAAAAUGGCAUUUAAUUAUACUUUCAAUAUUGACUCUGGUAAAGCAUGUUUACAUGUUUGAAACUAAAUUCAACAAAAACAGGUGAAUGUAAAAUAUGCUACUAUUAAGGUGGACAGCAAGAUGAAAAGUGUGUUUUGGAGACUUACAUUUAU
This is a messenger RNA of Triplophysa dalaica, 7047 nucleotides long. It is a transcript of the gene nkain2, whose product is annotated as sodium/potassium transporting ATPase interacting 2. Lineage: Eukaryota; Metazoa; Chordata; Actinopteri; Cypriniformes; Nemacheilidae. Bases 848 to 1474 code for a protein of 208 amino acids. The record is from RefSeq and is a predicted model, not a curated record. The transcript is spliced from 7 exons. Gene Ontology annotation, biological process: regulation of sodium ion transport.